AGUAUUCUCAUAUGAUGGCUACUAGUAGUAUGGAUGAAUCGUUGUAUCCUUCUCCUUCUACAAAUGAUGAUGAUAUAGAGUCUAGACAAGCUAUUACUACUUCUAGUAGAAGGCUUACUAAAUAUCGACUAUGGCAUUUUGAUGAGAUGAGAGGUUCAUCAGACCCAGAUGCAGAGCAAGGGCAUCAGAUGGUGUCACCUUUACUAUUCUAUUUUGGAGGAGCACUUGAUAUUGGCUUUACAUCAACAUGUACAUUGAUAGCAGCAGGAGUUGACUUGCGUGUACGAGAUAAGUCGGUAUCAAGUAUCAUGAGUACUAUUGGUCUUGCUGUUGUGGUAGCAUUGAAUGUAGGAAUAGACACUUUUGGAAGUGAUCGUGCAGCUAUACAUCAUUAUAAUCAUGAAUUCUCUCGAGAACGAUGGGAACAUGAUAUAGCUCCUGAGCAUGAAGUGGAGGAGUAUAUCAAUUAUGCUACUAACAUUGGAGUACCUACUGCUGACGCUGAGAAGAUAGCACUUAUGAUGAUUCAACAUCAACAACUAUCCAUACCACAUCAUCUGGUAUUUGAAUUGGGUUUACUACGACCAUCGUGCUAUCAUCAACCGGAGUACUUUGCAGCCUCUAGAGUUGCAGGUAUUAUUCUUGGUUUCCUCUCAGCAGUUGGUAUAGCUUCUAUUAUACCUAGUAACAGGAGUAUAUCUAGUCUGGUGCAUAUUUUGGUGCUAUCCUCCUCUCAGCGAGAAGGAUUCACUCUUUCCACUGUGAAUGAUAAUAUGAAGGUGGUCGAUUAA
Messenger RNA from Perkinsus marinus ATCC 50983, 791 nucleotides. RefSeq lists its product as hypothetical. Bases 12 to 791 code for a protein of 259 amino acids. The transcript has 9 exons. Gene Ontology annotation, molecular function: manganese ion transmembrane transporter activity. The record is from RefSeq and is a predicted model, not a curated record. Gene Ontology annotation, biological process: intracellular manganese ion homeostasis. NCBI's taxonomy places the organism in Eukaryota, Perkinsozoa, Perkinsida, Perkinsidae.